This is a messenger RNA of Diuraphis noxia (Russian wheat aphid), 712 nucleotides long. Its product is annotated as eukaryotic translation initiation factor 1A. Lineage: Eukaryota; Metazoa; Arthropoda; Insecta; Hemiptera; Aphididae. Gene Ontology annotation, biological process: translational initiation. Gene Ontology annotation, molecular function: translation initiation factor activity; RNA binding. The record is from RefSeq and is a predicted model, not a curated record.
UCUUUUUAAUGUUUUAUUUUCUCAUGGGCAUAUUUUGUGUUAAAACUUUAAAAGCAUUGUUAAUUAUUUAAUAAAAAAUACUUUUAUAAUCAACCCAUUCACAGAAGUACAGAACCAGUAAGUUUGUAUCCUCAAGUUCCGUCAAUCGUCGAUACAUAAUGCCUAAAAAUAAGGGAAAGGGAGGUAAAAAUCGUAGGCGUGGCAAAAACGAGAAUGAAACCGAGAAGCGUGAAUUGGUAUUUAAAGAAGAUGGCCAAGAAUAUGCUCAGGUCACCAAAAUGUUGGGAAAUGGACGUCUAGAAGCUAUGUGCUUUGAUGGUGUUAAACGGCUUUGCCACAUACGAGGAAAACUUAGGAAAAAGGUGUGGAUUAAUCAAGCUGAUAUAGUAUUAAUAGGUUUACGUGAAUAUCAAGACACAAAAGCCGAUGUAAUUUUGAAGUACACGCCAGAUGAAGCUCGUAACUUGAAAACAUAUGGAGAAUUUCCAGAAACUGUUCGCAUCAAUGACACAGUCACAUUUGUUGAUGAUGGACUGGAUGAAGAUAUUGAAUUCGGAGAUGAUAUUAGUGAUGAUKAUGAAGCAGACAAUGCUGUUGAUAAUAUUUAAAUUUUUUUCAAAUAAUGUAAGCUGUACGGUGAUAUCUUUUGCCAAUGAAUCAGAUUAUAAUCAACAACAAAUUUAAAUAAAUAAAUACUUAACAUAAUGCUUAA